Messenger RNA from Klebsormidium nitens, 2250 nucleotides. The record is from the annotation of a GenBank genome assembly. NCBI's taxonomy places the organism in Eukaryota, Viridiplantae, Streptophyta, Klebsormidiophyceae, Klebsormidiales, Klebsormidiaceae.
AUGGGGAUCUCAAUCCUCAAAACUCUCCUUUCUCGGUUCCUUUCCUUCUGGUUGAUGUUUCAGGUACUCGCUGCCUCAAGGGCGGGUGCUGGUAGCUUCAGCGUGGACCAGUACAAGGAGGCACUGGGGAAGAGCUCUCUCUUCUGGGAAGCGCAACGGUCCGGCAAACUCCCCUCAACGAACCGUGUACCAUGGCGGGCCGACUCCGCGUUGCAGGACGGAGCUCAAGCGGGGGUGGACCUGACGGGAGGCUACUACGACGCUGGCAACAACUGCAAAUACAACUUCCCAAUGGCUUUCACUGUCACCAUGAUCUCCUGGGCCGUUGUGGAAUAUGGGGACACUAUCGCUGCGGUCGGCGAACUUCCGCAAGCACUGGCCGUCAUUCGUUGGGGAACGGACUACUUCCUGAAGUCCUUCUUUCCGCCAUCGCUUCUCUACGCCGGAGUGGGGGACGAAGCAGCGGACAAUGCCUGCUGGGAGCGCCCCGAGACGAUGGACACCCCUCGCACUGAGUACAAGGUGGACCAGCGCGCAGGCGGCUCAGAUCUGGCGGGCGAAAUGGCGGCCGCGCUCGCGGCCGCGUCGAUCGCGUUCCGGCCGAUCGACCCCCCCUACGCGGACACUCUUCUCAGCACAGCGAAGCAGCUCUUCCGGUUCGCAGACCAAUACCGAGGACUCUACAGCGACACCGUGACACAGGUCCAGUCCUCCUACAAGUCCCAGGGUUUCGCAGACGAGCUCCUCUGGGCGGCCGCGUGGCUCCAUCGUGCGUCGGCCGACGGUACGUACCUCCAGUACAUCACGACCGGCGCCUCAAGCCUGGGAGCUCUGGGAAUCGCAACCGAGUUCUCCUGGGAGACAAAACUAGCCGGGGCACAGGUUCUGGUCGCCCGGCAAGCCCUCAACUGCGCCCGGGGAAACGACCCGGUUGUCUUUCAAAUGAAAGCGGCCGCGGAGCAGUACGUGUGCCAUUACGUCGACGGACACGUGGCGACCACGCCGGACGGGCUCGCCUGGGUGCGCGAGCUGCCUCUGCAAUACGCUAUGAGCGCCGCUUUUGUGGCGAUGGUCUACAGCGACUAUCUGGCCGCGGCGGGGGGAGUGCUCACCUGCAGCGGGACAAUCUAUCAGCCUGAACAGUCUCUUUCUGACGUCAGCAACGUCAUCACCGGGGCCAUCGUCGGCGGCCCCGCCCAGGACGGCUCCUUCUCCCUCGACCGCGGCAACUUCAACAAGACCGAGCCCACCAUCUACAUCAACCCGGGCUUCUACGGCGCGGCCGCGCGCCUCGUGCGCGGCACCGCGGCCGCGCUCGCGCCCGCCUGCGCGUCAUCCGCGGCCGCCACACUGACAGCCGCGCCCCCCUCUCCCCCUGCCCCGACCACCCCGGCACCAAGCGACGCUCCGCCCACACUGAUUCCGGUGCCAGUCGCCGUUGCUUCAGCGCCCGGAACCCCUCCCCCGAGCGCUUUUACACCGACCGGUGCUCCUCCAGACCCGCUGACCGUUGCUCCAGCCCCUAGUCCUGCUUCUCUGACCGCUACGUCUCCCGCCCCAAGUAUCGCGCUCCCGACGGUUACUUCCGGCCCCAGUACUGCUCCCCCGACCACUACUCCUGUCCCCAGUACUGCUUCUCCGACCGUUCCUCCUGUCCCCACCACUGCUCCCCCAACCGCUGCUCCAGUCCUCAGCACUUUUCCCCCGGCCCCUGCUCCCGCUCCAAGUACCGCUCUCCUAACCGCUCAGGCGCCCGUGACGGAUCCCGCGAGUCCUGCUAUGACACCCAUAACCCCUCCCCCGACCCCCGCUCCAACGUCGAGUAUCCCCGCCCCAUUCUCCACUCCAGCGCCCCCGGCCACUGCUCCAGCGCCCGGUUCUCCUCCUCCGACCACUGCCUCAGCCGUUCCGACCCCUUCUCCCGCGCCCGGUUCUUCUUUCCCGACCACCGCUCCCAGUUCAGGCCCCGCCAGCCUCACCUUCUCAACGACAGUCGAUUCCUCCUGGGCCCAAGGCGGGCAGACCUUCUUCCAGUACCGGGUUACCAUCACGAACGUCAGCAAGGGGACGGCUCGUGACGUCGUGCUGACGUGCGCCGGGUUCAGCCCGGUGGACUACUGGAACCUCGUCCCCCUCGGGAACGGGCAGUGCGCAUUGCCGGCGUGGCACGCUCCCCUGGCCCCGGGGGAAAGUUACAUGUUCUUCUACGUCCAGACCGGCGACCCAGCGCAGUUCUCAGUGGCCCCUUGA